Messenger RNA from Protopolystoma xenopodis, 384 nucleotides. Lineage: Eukaryota; Metazoa; Platyhelminthes; Monogenea; Polystomatidea; Polystomatidae. The record is from the annotation of a GenBank genome assembly.
GGUCAUAUGCUACAGACGACGCCUCCACCACCGCUGCCACAGCAGUCCAGCCAGACACCUGGUCAUCCCUACACACAGUACACUCAUUCAAACACCCAUCAUAGUCAGUCCCAGCAGCAGCAACAACAACUGCAACCUCCCUCAGUAACCAUGGCCUUUACCAACGCUGCUCACACACACUCCCACUUCCAUUCUGCAGGACUAGGCUUGCCGAUACCUACCACUCUCGGCUCCUGCAUCCCUGGGCUCCACCUAACUGGGCUGCCCUGUCAACCUUCCCUUGCACAGCCUGCUACUACCGGAUCGACGCACCGAACAACUGGAAUGUCUACAUCGAGGCCUAGUACUGCUUCGGAAAAGGCCCGAGUAAGAUCUAAGCUUUGA